AGUGCAUUUAUUUUUAUCUGUUCGCUUGUUUGUACAUGUGUGAUUAGUGAAAAGGCUUAUGUAAGUGUAUGAGAAUAGAAUGCGGAAUCAGAGAUGAUAAGUAUUUCAUUAUCCCACACAGUCUAGUAUAAUCAGCUAUCCAACACCUGCCUGUACCCAUUAUACUGCCAUAGCUGCCACGGACAAGAUGAUGUCCACCAUGGAAAGAUUCUGCCUUUUGUCUUUAUGGCUUCCGUUGAUGUUGCCUUCUGCCACGUCGCAGUGUCCUCCGAGUGGGCUUUAGAUCCAGAGUUGCUGACAGGCCCUAUGGCCGAUCAUGUUCGCGUUAUUCACAUUUCGAAAAAUCCGCUGCUGGAGGUUGCCGACCUGCGCCUGUUUGAGAACGUGAAGAGGCCCGACCUCAUGGUCACUAUGAUUGAGAACAAUUUCAAGACAAUCACUCCCCCUUCUAAGCCGAGUAAUAUCCCCUCGCUUAACCUAGGACGCAACGCCAUUGGCAGCGUGACUGGGAAUCUACAGGGAGUGAGGUACCUUUACUUGUAUGAGAACGGCUUGACUAAUAUUGAAUACGGUGCCCUAACUGCCUUGGACUCCCUGGUGGAUCUCGAACUCCACUCGAACGCUUUGGGCCCCGCACUGCCCCCGGGCGCCGUCGCUGUGCCCGCCACCCUCAUUUCAUUGACGCUGGACAGCAACGGCAUCUCGGAGAUUAUGCCCGAGGCGAUCACAGGUUUUUCCUCGAGUGCCUACCUCAGUCUCAGGUCGAAUAGCCUUAAGAGUUUCCCCGAAGAGACUUUCCGCCCUUUGCUGGAGCGCCUCGCCGAAGGAGGGGGACGUCUGGAUUUGUAUGGUAAUUUCGGGCUACCAUGCGAUUGCUCUAUCGUGUGGCUCUUCCUCACGCCGGGGGUCCUGGACGCCGUUGACCAGUACUACUGUGAGAACUUCCUGCCAAUCACAGACAUCGACUCAGAAGCGCUGAUCCAGUCCUGUUCGCGCGAACGGCGUUAGCCCAAGAUUUCCUGGUACAUGGUCACAGCCACGGUUUGCUUAGUGUCAGAAAUAAAAGUUUGCUCUUA
Penaeus chinensis is the source of this 1076-nucleotide messenger RNA. Its product is annotated as leucine-rich repeat and transmembrane domain-containing protein 2-like. The coding region runs from base 226 to 1008 and encodes 260 amino acids. The transcript is spliced from 6 exons. The record is from RefSeq and is a predicted model, not a curated record. NCBI's taxonomy places the organism in Eukaryota, Metazoa, Arthropoda, Malacostraca, Decapoda, Penaeidae.